AUGUCCACUUUUCAUCCCUUCCCGCGCCUUCCACAGGAGCUUCGCGCUCACAUCUGGAGCCUAGCAGCUCAUCCUCGGCUUGUUCAUGUGCGCUGGAAGACAAAUUUGUCUGAAGCUGUGGAAAAGGUACAUGUAGUCACACCAACGCCAUGCCCGCCGGUGAUGCACGUCUGUCGCGAGUCUCGACAACACGCGCCGUAUCGCCGGGCCUUCACAAUUGGUUCUGAGCUACGUUAUGUCUGGGUCAACUUUGAGACAGACAUGAUCUGCCUGCAAGAAUUUUACCUAAAGCAUCUUGAAUCGCAUAAGCUGGACAUACAGCGGCUCAGGAUUACUGCUAAGCACGGCUGGGAGAAGAUAAAAUUCAUCUACAACUCCAGUGGACUAAUCUUGAAUGGCUAUCAGCUUUGGGCGGUGACUGAUUGGGGUACAUACCAUUCGUGGGAUGGUAAAGGAAAGAUAAAAGAUAUAAACAAUCUUAGGGAAGAGAUUGAGCUUGCAACUGAUGAUACUCAUCUGAGUCUGUCAUUUAUCAGGAGUGUAGAAUAA
Messenger RNA from Trichoderma harzianum CBS 226.95, 549 nucleotides. RefSeq lists its product as hypothetical. Lineage: Eukaryota; Fungi; Ascomycota; Sordariomycetes; Hypocreales; Hypocreaceae. The record is from RefSeq and is a predicted model, not a curated record. The coding region runs from base 1 to 549 and encodes 182 amino acids. The transcript is spliced from 2 exons.